Messenger RNA from Linum tenue, 1792 nucleotides. The record is from the annotation of a GenBank genome assembly. Lineage: Eukaryota; Viridiplantae; Streptophyta; Magnoliopsida; Malpighiales; Linaceae.
CAAGGAGACUGAGCUAAGGCAACAAUGCAUGGACCAACGAAGCUUGAAAUUUGAAUGGUCACAUGGAUGGCGUUCAUUACAAAAGCCAGAAUAGAGAAAUAUCGGUUGCCCUGCUCAGUUGCCUUAUUAUAAGUAACUGCCCCUUGCACAAGGCUUUUCCCACCAUCUCCUUACUCAAAUCAAGCCCUUCUUCUUGCUUCCUCUCAGUCUCGCUGCGAUGAAACUGUAUGUGAAAGAGACAAGCAUGGUUCAGCCAGCAGAAUGCAGGCCGCGGCAUAGCCUAUGGCUGUCGAACUUGGACCUUCUGCAGCUGAAAAACCAUGUCAUAACAAUCUACGCAUACAAUAAGCCAUCAGCAGAUCAGGGCGGUUCUGCUUCUUCCUCCGAAUUGUUCUUCGACACGAAAGUGCUGAAGGACUCUCUGAGCAAGGCCCUGGUAACAUUCUAUCCCAUGGCAGGGAGACUUGGGAGAGAUGGUAACGGGAGGCUCGAAUUGGAUUGCAGUGGAGAAGGAGCCCUCUUUUAUGAGGCAGAAUCGGAGACUACCCUUGCUGAGCUUGGAGAGUUCCUACCCGUACCAGAAGGUGGAGAGUUCUCGCCAGGACCAGUGGUUCAACUCACGGAGCUGGCUCCUAGAGUCGAUUACUCCAAAGGGGUUUCUUCUUACCCACUGCUGAUUCUCCAGGUAACAAGGUUCAAGUGCGGUGGAGUAUGUCUCGGAAUCGGAAUCCACCAUUCUCUCGCCGAUGGGGAAUCAUCACUGAGCUUCAUCAACACUUGGUCGGACAUGGCUCGGGGUUUACCCGUUGCAGCCACGCCGUUUUUCGACCACACCAUCCUCAGAGCUCGACAACCAGCAGCACCUAAGUUUCACCAUACCGAGUAUGAUCCUCACCCUACCAUGAUCACUAACAACAAACAGCAAAACCCUCCGAAGCCAGCUACCAUCGACAUAAUAACCAUAACACCAGAGCAGCUCCAAAACUUGAAGGACAAGGCCAAGUUCAGAUGCAGCACCUAUGAGAUCUUCACAGCACACGUAUGGCGCUGCUUGAGCAAAGCACGCGGCUUGGCUGAUGAACAGCCGACCAAAUUGCAGAUAUCAGUUGAUGGCAGGUCAAGGCUGAACCCUCCGCCGCCUCCAGGGUACUUUGGCAAUGUGAUCUUCCACACCACACCAGUUGCUCCAGUGGGAGAGCUUGUCUCCGAGCCAAUGGCACAAACCGUAGAGAGGAUUCGUCAGGCGAUAAGAAGGAUGGAUAACGAGUAUCUAACGUCGGCUAUAGAUUACCUGGAAGAUCCCAGCAGUCCGGAAGGUAUCAUACAACUGCCGGGCUACUGUCGAUCGCCUAACCUAAAGCUGGUCAACUGGAUGUGGCUUCCAUUCAAAGGUGCUGAUUUCGGGUGGGGCAGUUCCAUUCUAUAUCGUAAAACAGAUCUCAGCGAAGGAAUGGGGCUCAUCUUGCCCAGAAAUCCUGACGGAAGUCUGUCCUUGGUGAUUUGCUUGGAAGCUGAUGUGAUGGAGCCUUUCAAGAAGCUGCAAUACGAGUCUGGUCCUUGAUGUGAAUUGGCAGAACAUACCUGAAAAUGCAAGGGGGAUAUGAUGAUCAAGAGCAUAAAUAUCGUAGCUAACCUACCUUCAUGCUUUUAAACAAGUUCUUGUAAUAAUAAUAAUGGCAGUGAUGAACAAGAGCAGCUGCCUCACUUUCCACCUAAGUUCCAAAUCAGUAAUGCAAGUUUCCCACAAAAUGUAAACCAAUUACAAUUGCAUUUAUAAGCCCUCAGAUUCUCC